This is a messenger RNA of Closterium sp. NIES-65, 912 nucleotides long. NCBI's taxonomy places the organism in Eukaryota, Viridiplantae, Streptophyta, Zygnematophyceae, Desmidiales, Closteriaceae. The record is from the annotation of a GenBank genome assembly.
AUGCUGCCCCACUGCCAUGCCGCCCCACUGCCAUGCUGCUCCACUGCCAUGCUGCUCCACUGCCAUGCUGCUCCACUGCCAUGCUGCUCCACUGCCAUGCUGCUCCACUGCCAUGCUGCUCCACUGCCAUGCUGCUCCACUGCCAUGCUGCUCCACUGCCAUGCUGCCCCACUACCAUGCUGCUCCACUGCCAUGCUGCUCCACUGCCAUGCUGCUCCACUGCCAUGCUGCCCCACUGCCAUGCUGCCCCAUUGCCAUGCUGCCCCGUGCCCCAUCACAACACACUUCCCUCCUUCCCUCGCUCCCUCCCUCCCUGCUUCCCUGCCUACCUACCCUUUAUGCUACAACAAUGCGGGCGUGAUGAUAUGCCCGUUCAUGCUCACUGCGGACGGCCAUGAGAACCAGUUCGGCACCAAUCACGUGGUCCCUCCGCCCCCCUCCCCCUCUCUUUCCCUUUCACCCUCUUCCCCCCUUCCCCUGCACACACCCCCCACCCCAAUUGCAAUCGCACCUGUCGUACCCCCUUUAGGCCACUUCCUGUUGACCAACCUGCUGCUGCCGAAGCUCAAGGAAACUGCCAAGCAGGAGGGCGCAGAGGCGGCGCAUCGUGAUCGUGUCCUCCGCCGCGCACCAGUUCCCGUAACGAGGCGGCCUCCGCUUGACGCCAUCAACGCCAAGGAGGGGUACGACCGGGGAGCGUACAGCCUGGUGUUCCAGUGGUUCAUGAAGACCAUUCCUCAGGGUGCGGCCACCUCAUGCUUCCUGGCGGCGCACCCCUCAGUGGCGGGUGCAAGUGGGGGCUACUACGCAGACGCGCGGGCAGCCGAGGGCAAGGCGACGGUUUUGAGCAAGGACAUGGAGCUGGCUGGGAAGCUGUGGGAGCUGAGUGAGCAGAUGGCGAACAAGGAGUAA